Owenia fusiformis is the source of this 756-nucleotide messenger RNA. The record is from the annotation of a GenBank genome assembly. Lineage: Eukaryota; Metazoa; Annelida; Polychaeta; Sabellida; Oweniidae.
GAAACUUUUUAAAAUUUUCUUAAGCACUCCUGAACUUGACAAUAGGGUCACAAUGCCACGCCAACGAACCAAUAUAAAGAAAAAGUUAAUAGGUCCCUCGCUGGAGGAGAUCAUGAUGAAGUUAAUAGAGGAAACAGUCUGUGUGUGUGCACUUAUAGCUGUCCCGCACGUACACUGUCCAUUCUGCGUCUAUUCACCGCCCUUUGACGUCCCCAUUUUUGGAAAACACUUACAGGAAGAACAUACGCCAAAAGUGAAUGAAAAUGAAGGGCUGACUUACUUGAUGUGUAAGAGACAGUGCCAUGGGGGAACAACUUCUGGUCACUACCAUUGCAGACAAUGCACCAAAGUAUUCAAUGGCAAACUUGAUCUGAAACAUAUAGAACAUCAUCGAAGAGAUGAUCUGUCUCAGAACAGACCUACAAAGGUAUUUCAUACAUUGACCAGCGUAAUUUCCCCAGACCUAAUGGAGUAUAUACCAGCAGACAACCAAGCUAUCUGUGAUACUUUACAACACAAGUUCAAUGUCAAGUGUUCUCUCGUGAGUGACAAGUUGUGCGUUGUGAAAACAACUUUGGAGAAAAUGUCGAAGCUCUACAAUUUCCUCUCACCAUUAGCUUCUGAGAAAUCUAAAGACAUCGAUGUGCAAAAGGUUGAAUCCAUAUUCCAGGGAUUCUCAAGCGCAAACAUGUCAGCUGGGCAAACUAACCCUGAAGUAGAGCAGGGUAACAAUUCCCGAGAUGUGCAGAGUACCAA